AUGGCAGAAAACACAAGUCCAGCUAUCACUAUGACUUGUGAGGUUUGUUCAGAGUAUUACACUGAUCCCCUCAUGCUUCCCUGUCUUCACUCAUUCUGUAAGAAGUGUCUAAUAAAAGCUAAAGACAAGCAAGGUAGUGCUGAUACCUCAUUAAAGUGUCCAACAAGUGACACUAGCGUUAAUUUACCUGAUGGUAAAAUUGAAGGCCUCACUCAAAACCUUUGGCUAGCUCAGCAAGUUAAGGAAGCAUCCAUUAAAGAUAAAAUGAGCAAGAAAGAAAGCACAUUAUGUGAACAAUGCAGUGACGAUAUUGCUGUCACUUUUUGCUAUGAGUGUUGGCUGUUUCUAUGCAAUUUCUGCAAGACAGCACAUAAAAGAAUAAAACUGAAGCACAAGUCAACACAAACUGAGUGCAUUUAUGAAGGAGAAACAGCACGUAAAGCAUUAAAGGAAAGUGUUGCUAGUUGUGAUGGAGUCAUUCCUCCAGUCACUGAAGCUAUUGCUAAUGGAGAGAAGAUGCUAGAGCAGAUAGCAACACAUAAAGAAGAAGCAAGGCAGGAAAUCAAGGAAACGUUUGAAGAGCUUAAAGCUGUUUUAGAUAAGAGAUGCAAUGAUCUACUAAUGGAGACAGAAAAGAUUGCUAGCGCUAAGAGGAAUUCUGUCGAAAAGCAGUUGGACGGGUUUCGUAAACUGGUAAAACAGGUUUCUCAUGGUCGUCAUCUUGCAUCAUCAGUGAGUGAGCGUACUGAUCCAGGUGAAGUUCUCAGUGUUAAGAAGCUAAUCACCAAUCAACUAGAGGAAUGCAUUGAAAAGUAUAAAAAACUACCUCUAGAAAUAAAAGAAAAUGAAGCAAUUGUAACAUGUUUAGACAUAUCUCCUUUAAGUAAAGAAAUCAGUAAGUUUGGAAGUUUUUUUGAGUUUGAGCAGCUUGAGCCAUCACUAUAUUCUAUUGACAAUGGGUUAGCUAUUCCAUUGGCAACAUUAAGGAAAGAAAGGAAAUUCAAAGUGUCUCUACCAGCAGGCAUUGAUAAAGCAGCAAGCUAUUUGAAGGAUUCCUUUAUCAAAAGUGAUGGAAGUAAAGAGGAGGAAAGAGUUGAUAUAGUUAAUGAUAACAACACAGCCAUUGUAUCAUGCACACCUCAAAGUAUUGGUGGAUAUGAACUAUCAGUGACUAUAAGAGGUCAGCAUAUUAAAGGUAGUCCUUAUCAACUGUCAGUAAAAGCAUCAAGAGACUAUACCACACUAACUAACCAGAGAUCCUUUACUGUGGAGAAUUAUACUACUGGUGUUGCUGUUCAUACUAAUGGUGAAGUAUUUGCUAGUAGUACUGAUGGGUUUGUUCAGGUAUUUAGUGCGGAUAGUACUGCAGUAAGAAGGAUUGGAUCUAAAGGUAAUGGUAACGGACAGCUUAGAUGUCCUUGGGGUUUAUUGCUGUUAGGAGACAGGCUCUAUGUGUUUGAUGUUAAUCUCCAUCGUGUGCAGUAUUUCUCAGCUACUACUGGUCAGUAUAUUGGUCAGUUUGGUAGUGAAGGUAAUGGAAAUGGACAAUUCUCUUAUCCUCGUGGUAUGUCUACUGAUGGUAAAGGUAAUAUAUUAGUAGCUGAUGAUGGCAACAAAAGAGUACAAGUGUUCAAAGAAGAUGGUACAUUUCUACAAGUCAUACAAUGUGAUGUCUUCUCUCCUGAUGGUAAAACUCAUCUUCAUACCUACAAUAAUCCUUAUAGUGGCUCUGGUUAUCUUCAAGGUAUUGCUAUUGAUGAUGAUGGACAUAUCUUAGUAUUGACUUACAAGGGUAAUAGCCAGUCUUGUGUUUAUGCAGAGAGUCCUGAUGGGAAAUUAGUCUCAGGAUUAAAUAAUCCAUAUGGUAUAGCACUGGAUAAGGAUGGAUGUAUUUACGCUGCUAACAAGAAUCGUAUAGUGAAAAUAUUCAAGUAG
Molecule: messenger RNA, 1935 nt
Organism: Amphimedon queenslandica
Lineage: Eukaryota; Metazoa; Porifera; Demospongiae; Haplosclerida; Niphatidae
Product: tripartite motif-containing protein 2-like
Exons: 3
Coding region: 1-1935 (644 amino acids)
Molecular function (GO): zinc ion binding; protein binding
Source: RefSeq, a predicted model, not a curated record